Messenger RNA from Dicentrarchus labrax (European seabass), 1059 nucleotides. Its product is annotated as boLa class II histocompatibility antigen, DQB*0101 beta chain. The coding region runs from base 121 to 978 and encodes 285 amino acids. The transcript is spliced from 7 exons. Gene Ontology annotation, cellular component: MHC class II protein complex. The record is from RefSeq and is a predicted model, not a curated record. Gene Ontology annotation, biological process: antigen processing and presentation of exogenous peptide antigen via MHC class II; immunoglobulin production involved in immunoglobulin-mediated immune response; peptide antigen assembly with MHC class II protein complex. Gene Ontology annotation, molecular function: MHC class II protein complex binding. NCBI's taxonomy places the organism in Eukaryota, Metazoa, Chordata, Actinopteri, Moronidae.
UAUUUCAACAAGUUGGAGUACGCCAGGUUCAGCAGCAGUGUGGGAGAGUUUGUUGGUUACACUGAGUGGGGAGUGAAACAGGCUAAAUACUGGAACAGUGAUACUUCAUAACUGGCUCAGAUGAGAGGUGAGAAGGAGAGGUACUGCCUGAACAACGUUAACAUUGACUACCCGAAUGCUCUGGAUAAAUCAGUUAAGCCCUAUGUCAGACUGAGCUCGGUGGCGCCCCCUGCUGGUAAACAUCCCUCCAUGUUGGUCUGCAGCGUCUACGACUUCUUCCCCAAACACAUCAGAGUGAGCUGGCUCAGAGACGGACAGGAAGUCACCUCUGAUGUCACUUCCACUGAUGAGCUGGCAGACGCUGAUUGGUUCUACCAGAUCCACUCUCACCUGGAGUACACGCCCAGGUCAGUACAGAACCAGAACCAGGUCCACUCUCACCUGGAGUACACGCCCAGGUCAGUACAGAACCAGAACCAGGUCCAGAUCCACUCUCACCUGGAGUACACGCCCAGGUCAGUACAGAACCAGAACCAGAACCAGGUCCACUCAAACCUGGAGUACACGCCCAGGUCAGUACAGAACCAGAACCAGAACCAGGUCCACUCAAACCUGGAGUACACGCCCAGGUCAGUACAGGACCAGAACCAGAACCAGGUCCACUCAAACCUGGAGUACACACCCAGGUCAGUACAGAACCAGAACCAGGUCCAGAUAGGUCCGGUCCACUCUCACCUGGAGUACACGCCCAGGUCUGGAGAGAAGAUCUCCUGUGUGGUGGAGCACGCCAGCCUGAGAGAACCUCUGGUUACUGACUGGGACCCCUCCAUGCCUGAGUCUGAGAGAAACAAGAUCGCCAUCGGAGCCUCCGGACUGAUCCUGGGUCUGAUCUUGUCUCUGGCUGGAUUCAUCUACUACAAGAGGAAGGCCCGAGGUCAGACCAGUACCCAGACUGAAACCAGACCAGACCCAGACUGAAACCAGACCAGUACCCAGACCAGUACCCAGACUGAAACUAGAACAGUACCCAGACCAGCACCCAGACUGAAACCAGACCAG